AUGUCGCCGCACCCGUCUACCACCAAGACGUACGCCUCGCGCGCCGAGCUCCACUCCAACCCCACAGCCAAGCGGCUCUUAGGGAUCAUGGAGCGAAAGCAGUCCAACCUUUGCGUGUCGGUGGAUGUGACGACGGCGGAGGAGGUAUUGGAGGUGGUCAGGAGGGUCGGAAAGAGCGUCUGCAUGGUCAAGACCCAUUGCGACAUCAUCUCGGACUUUUCAAAGGCGUUCGUGGACGAGAUCACGAGGCUGUCGGAUGAGAUGGACUUUAUUAUCUUUGAGGACCGCAAGUUUGCGGAUAUCGGCAAUACCGUCACCCUCCAAUACGCCUCCGGCAGCCACACCAUCGCCUCCUGGUCCCACCUCACCAACGCCCACCCCCUCCCCGGACCAGGCAUUAUCUCCGGCCUCGCCUCCGUCGGUGUACCCCUCGGUCGCGCCCUCCUCCUCCUCGCCGAAAUGUCAAGCAAGGACAACCUCGCGACCGGCCACUACACCCGCGAGGCCGUCCGUAUGGCCCGCGAGGCCGGACCCGAGUUCGUCGUUGGCUUCAUCGCCAUGUCGCGCGUGGACCAAGAGGGAGCGAAGGAAGGGGAAGACUUCCUGGUCAUGACACCUGGAGUGGGGCUGCACUCGGCGGGCGACAAGAUGGGGCAGCAGUACAGGACCCCGAGGGAGGUGGUUUAUGACUCGGGGUGCGAUGUGAUUAUUGUUGGAAGGGGAAUUUAUGGGAUUAAGGGCGGGGAGGAGAAGGUCAAGGAGGAGGCGGAGAGGUACAGGAAGGAGGGAUGGGCGGCUUACGAGGAGCGAUUGGGGAGGAAGUAG
Messenger RNA from Dioszegia hungarica, 825 nucleotides. RefSeq names its product putative orotidine-5'-phosphate decarboxylase. Gene Ontology annotation, molecular function: orotidine-5'-phosphate decarboxylase activity. The record is from RefSeq and is a predicted model, not a curated record. Bases 1 to 825 code for a protein of 274 amino acids. Lineage: Eukaryota; Fungi; Basidiomycota; Tremellomycetes; Tremellales; Bulleribasidiaceae. The transcript has 3 exons. Gene Ontology annotation, biological process: 'de novo' pyrimidine nucleobase biosynthetic process; 'de novo' UMP biosynthetic process. Gene Ontology annotation, cellular component: cytosol.